This is a messenger RNA of Trachymyrmex septentrionalis, 1555 nucleotides long. RefSeq names its product chromobox protein homolog 5-like. The coding region runs from base 502 to 1476 and encodes 324 amino acids. Gene Ontology annotation, molecular function: chromatin binding. The transcript is spliced from 6 exons. Gene Ontology annotation, biological process: negative regulation of transcription by RNA polymerase II; chromatin organization. NCBI's taxonomy places the organism in Eukaryota, Metazoa, Arthropoda, Insecta, Hymenoptera, Formicidae. The record is from RefSeq and is a predicted model, not a curated record. Gene Ontology annotation, cellular component: pericentric heterochromatin.
CUGGAUUGAUGGUUUUGUCAGGGGGGUUUCAUCAAUUUAUAAAUCUUUUCUCAAUUAUAAUUUUUCUAAAUAAUAUAAAUUUUCUUUUCAGAAAUCAAUAGGAUUCGUAAAAAACAAAAAUAUACACGAGAAUGAUUCCCAAGAUAUAAAUGGAAAAUGAAAUUUGAUGAAAACAUGAACGGGUUCUAGUGAUCCAUAAUGGUAGGAAUGAGGCAUCGAAUUGAGCAUGGUAUUUAAUUCGGACGCGGCGGGAAGCGAUUCGUCGGCCUGUUACCUUCUCGCUGGUGCUUGCAAGCGAGGGAAAGGCCAGCGGAACGCGAGAGAGAAAACGCCAAGGGGGUGAAGAGGGGAGUGAAGGAGGAGGAGGAGGAGGGGAGGAGGAGGAGGAGGAGCAAGAGGCCGAGUGGUGCCAUUGGUGAUAGUGAAGAGAGAUAGUCGUCAAAGGAAUUGUAGGACCGGUCAAGAUUCCAAGUCUGCACGCUAACAAUAUCGUGAGAUAUUAUGCGACGGCUCGGUAUGAAGAACAAGCAUAGAAAGUCUGAACUGGCGAGCGACAGCGAGCCGGAAGAAAAUGUCGACGCACGCGCGGCCAGUGACGACGACAACGACGACGAGACGCAGGCCGGUAAGACUAAGAACAAUAGCGCGCAAAAGUCCGCCACGAAGAGACGCUCGUCGCGCGGUACAUCAGUGCAGAAGCCGGCGACGAGCUCGAACGACGAUGUAAACUCUGACGAUUCUACGGUGGAACCGAAAGAGCGGGAAAAUGGCGAAAAGAAACAGUCACCGAAUAAGCGUAGAAAGAAGGAAGACCAGCGAGCGUCCACCUCGGCCCGCGACAAGCUGGACGCUGAGAACGAAUAUGAGGUCGAAAGGCUCAUCAAUGUUCGUACCAUUAAAGGCCGUCGACAGUUCUUGGUGAGAUGGGUAGGUUAUGGAGAAAAUGACGACACUUGGGAAAAUGAAAAGGAUUUGAAUUGUUCUCAGCUGAUAGAAGACUUUUUAGCCGAGGAAAAAGAUAAAGAGAAAGAAAAAGAAAUUAAAUUAUCAAAACCGGCCAAGACAGAAAAAUCUAAAAGAUCUUCCAGAAGUUCUUCCAAGAAACAAAUCCAAGAAACGGAAGGAACUGACGAAGAAGAUAGUGAAGAGGAAAAAGAGAUCUCAAAGGAAUUUGAGGUCGAAAGAAUAAUAGAGGUACGUUUUAAGAAAAAUGGCACAAAAGAAUUUUUAAUCAGAUGGAAAGGAUUCAGUGUAUCUGACGACACAUGGGAACCGGAGAGAAAUCUAAAUUGUCCAGAACUCAUAGCAAAGUUUAUGGAAAAGUUAGAAAAAGCGAAGACCUCCGAAAUGCGGGAACUCCGAGCAAAUCGGGUACACACUAAACGGUACACAUUAUCAGCACAACCCCGUGGAAGGAGAUUAUCGAAACGUAAUAAAGACAAACAAAGGGCAACUUACCAUGAAUGUGAUGAAUGAAGAAUAUCGAAAUCCCAAUCUUUAUUUUAUUCAAACAAAAUUUAUAUUUUUUUUACAUAUAUAUAUAUAUAUAUAUAUA